Solea senegalensis (Senegalese sole) is the source of this 2457-nucleotide messenger RNA. It is a transcript of the gene dmrta2, whose product is annotated as DMRT-like family A2. Gene Ontology annotation, biological process: regulation of transcription by RNA polymerase II; sex differentiation; germ cell development. The transcript is spliced from 3 exons. The record is from RefSeq and is a predicted model, not a curated record. Gene Ontology annotation, cellular component: nucleus. The coding region runs from base 131 to 1540 and encodes 469 amino acids. Gene Ontology annotation, molecular function: RNA polymerase II cis-regulatory region sequence-specific DNA binding; ubiquitin binding; DNA-binding transcription factor activity, RNA polymerase II-specific. Lineage: Eukaryota; Metazoa; Chordata; Actinopteri; Pleuronectiformes; Soleidae.
AUUUCAUUCCUUUCUCCAGCAGCUCCAAUAGACUAUUAUUGUUGAUCUUUCUUUUAGUUGUUGUUUUUCAGGGGACAGUUGUUUAUUUAAAACAGAUACACAUUUUUUAAAGGGAUUUAAAUAAAGCUGCAUGAUUUCUCUGCUGCACUGGGUGAACAGUUCAGUGACACCAGUGAGAAUCACAGGCAUGGAUCUGAGACCGGAGCUCCCCACGGUCUCCUCUGCCUCUCAAGUCCACGCAGGAGCGGCUGCAGCAGCUGCGGCGGCGGCGGCAUCCAUCCCGGUGUCCAUGGCCGGGAGCCUGCUGCGCGGCCCUCCGCUGCUUCUUCGCGCCGCGGACAAGUACCCGCGCACCCCGAAGUGCGCCCGCUGCAGGAACCACGGCGUCGUGUCCGCGCUCAAGGGCCACAAGCGCUACUGCCGUUGGAAGGACUGCAUGUGCGCCAAGUGCACCCUGAUCGCGGAGCGGCAGCGGGUGAUGGCGGCGCAGGUGGCACUGCGGCGGCAACAGGCGCAGGAGGAGAACGAAGCCCGGGAGCUGCAGCUGCUCUACGGCACCGCGGAGGGACUCGCUCUGGCCGCCGCCAACGGCAUCAUCCCCCCGCGUCCGAACUACGAGGUGUUUGGUUCUGUGAGCAGCGAGAGCAACUCAGAUUCAAGUAUCCAGAAGUACGAGCUGUUUCCAAAGAGCCAGCACUCCGGCUCUGCCACGCCACAGCAGUCUGUGGGGAAACCGACAUCCACUGAGAGCGACUCGGCCCCGGGCAUAUCUUCUCCUGACGGUCGACAUGGAGGCUCGGGUUCGGAGAACGGAGACAGCGAGUCUUUCAUCAACUCGCCGGUGUCCAAGCCUUUGAAGGACGGAGAGGAGACUCCCGGCUCGGUCAGCUCUCUGGGCUCUGACUCCGGCUCCGAGACCGACAAAGACGACCAGGAACCUUCUCCUUCCUCUGCGGCCUCCCGGCACAUGAACGCCAUCGAUAUCCUGACCCGGGUUUUCCCCAGCCACAAGCGGAGCGUCCUGGAGCUGGUCCUGCAGGGAUGUGGUAAAGACGUGGUUCAGGCCAUAGAGCAGAUCCUCAACAACAGCGACACACAUGGGGCCAACAAAAGCGGGUCGGAGGAGACGUGGACGGCGGAGAGGAUGCUCCAAAACGCCCAACAACCACCGCCGUCCUCCACGUCCACAGCCGCACCAACAAGGCCCAUGUUACCGGGAGCCAUGACGCUGAGUAACCGCUCUGCCUUCUCGCCUCUCCAACCGAACUCCCCGCACUUCGGCACCGACCCAAGCACCUAUCCUCUGGGUACACACCUGGGACUGAACCCGCUGCGGCUGGCCUACUCUGCCCACAGCCGGGGACUGGCUUUCAUGACGCCCUACUCCACCACCGGCCUGAUGCCCACUCUGGGCUUCAGACCCCCGAUGGACUACGCCUUUAGUGACCUGAUCAGGGACAGGACAAUGUUACACAAAGAGCAGGGCUAUGCCGGCGGCCUGUACGGGCCUUUGGUCAACAACACGCCGGACAAGCAGUGAGGCUGCUGGACUGACCACACACACACAUCCCGCUGUAUUUGUAGCCACAAGUGUUGAAUGUUCUGGCUUAAAAUCUUGUGAUGUGUUUGGGCUACAGAUUUUUACUGUAAAUUAUAGGAUUAUCUGACUUGUAGUCAAAUGGUGAGAGCGGGAAAGACUCAACUCACUUAUGUGCAAGUUUUAAAAGUGAUUUUAUUUGUUAGAAGACAAAACGUUUGGGAGACAUUCCUAACUGUAUAAGUCUGAUCAUUAUAUUCCACCAAUAAAAUAACAUGACAUUGAAAAGAUAUUUAUAGACUACUCAGUAAAUGGUGACCAAACUGGGGGAAAUGUAAAACCCAGAUGCACAAAAUACUUAAAUUAUAGAUGAUUUCGUCGUCGUCGAUUUCACUGUCAGCUCUGCUGGAUGUAAAAGAAAUGGAAGAUACGUAGAAAUAAUUUACUAGACUUAUUAAUACGAGAUUUCUUUUUCUUUUAAAUAAGCCCAACAAAAAUUUCAUCUGAUUGUAACUGCGAUCAAAAUAUGACUUUGAUUUUUUUUUAAAAUAUGCAUUACAGUCUCUCUCACACAUAUGGAAUAAUACAAUUAAGUUAUUAAAACCUGUAGUUUACAUAUGUUAACCCUGUUCCCCCCGCUGUAAAAGUUGAACUAAUGUUUUGUAAAUGACAAGUCUUUUUCUUUUUGUUUCAUUUCACUUAUCUCGCAUUGUUUAGUUUCAUUACUGCUUGUAUUAUAUAUCGCAUUUGGUAACGAUGAGAUGAUGCUAUGCUAUAUUUGACUUUUCAUUUAUCUUUGUUAGUCAGCUCAAACAUUUUUGUGACAACGUGCUGGGUCAAGUCAGUUCCUCUUCAGAUGUUACAAGCUGUGCUGUCACAUUGUAUGAAUAUGCUGGAAAUAAAUGUUAUUUUAAAGAAAA